UGAGGACCAUGGACUCUGAUACAAGCCGUGUGUCGAGCAGACCGUCUUCUCCCGAGGUGGACGAUAUAUUCAUGUCGGCCAUGAAGAAGUCAGUACACGGCUUCUCCGGUGCAGUGUCAUCCACACAGAGCGACUCUCCACCGGAGAUCCCGGCGGACCUGCGCGGCCACUCCAGCGCCGACGAGGAUGCGCUCACCCUCAAAAUGAUGUCCAAGAAAGACCGUAAGCUCCUGUCAGAGAGCGAGCUGCAGUCCAUCCGCCUGAAGAUCAACAGCCGCGAGAGGAAAAGGAUGCACGAUCUGAACGUGGCGAUGGACGGACUCCGGGAGGUUAUGCCCUAUGCGCACGGACCGUCGGUGCGCAAACUCUCCAAAAUCGCCACCCUCUUGCUGGCUAGAAACUACAUCCUGAUGCUGAGCAACUCGCUGGAGGAGAUGAAGCGGCUCGUGAGCGAGAUCUACGGCAGCAGCGGCCACCACGGCGGCUUCCACCCGUCCGCGUGCGGGACCAUGACGCACGCGGGGCCUCUACCCGGCCACCCGACCGCUUCCCACGCCUCUCACCCGGCCGUGCACCACCCGCUCCUGCCGCCUGCGGCGGUAUCCACCGCCUCCCUGUCCGCCCCCGGCAUCUCCGCUGUGACCUCGGUCAGACCCCACCACGGACUCCUCAAAGCGCCCGCUGCUAGCGCAGGGCCGCUAGGCAGCAGUUUCCAGCACUGGGGCGUUGGCACCGGGAUGCCCUGUCCGUGCAGCAUGUGCCAAGUCCCGCCUCCACAUGUGUCCAGCAUGAGCACCGUCAGCAUGCCGAGGCUGGCCAGCGACUCUAAGUGACUUGAAACAAAAGGAAAGCGAACUUUUUGUCUGUUGUGGAGUUGCAGUCGGGCUACAAAGGCUGCUGUGUGUCUACCCGCAUCAUGAAGUUUGUUUUUUAUUUAUCUGUGUUGCUGAAUCCGUUGCUUCGACGUGGCGAAUAAAGUCAAAAUGCAUUGAUUUUCCUUACACUGGGAAUUCGGGGUAUUGCUAUUAACUGUUUUAACUAGCCUCAUGGUAACAGGUGUUUCUUCACGGGGCUCCUAAAGCACAAUGAACCUUCAGCUUAUUAAUGAAAAUUCGGUGGCCCCUAUUAUGUAUUUAGAGUUUAAAGAUCUAUUUAAUCGCUGCAGCUGGUUAUAAGUUGCCUUUUCAUUCUCUGAGCCUGAGAGGAAGAAGCUCCUAACUUGAAUCAAACCACAAAUGUAGAGUGUAAAUAUGUAGAUGAAUUAUGCUGUUUAUAUAGUAUGAGAUAUUUUAUAUUAGAGUCUUGUUAAUGUUUGGAAUGACACCCUCCACCCCCCACCCCACCCUUCUCUCUCUCUCUCAAACACACACACAUCCCAACCCUCGACCCUUAAGCCUGCCAUGUUGCACUUGCUUCAUUCUGUCAGUCUAUCCGGUCCUCUUCAGUGUUUUUCUUCUGAUUUUGUCGCCCAGCAUGCUAUUCACUGCCCGCAAAGAAUGACCACGUCUUUAUUUUUUUAUUAAAAAGUGCUAAAUGAUAUUUAUUUACUUAUUUUCGACGGGGAUUUCAGAUGAAUCUGUGAUU
This is a messenger RNA of Myripristis murdjan (pinecone soldierfish), 1584 nucleotides long. It is a transcript of the gene olig2, whose product is annotated as oligodendrocyte lineage transcription factor 2. Gene Ontology annotation, biological process: sensory organ development; axon development; myelination. The record is from RefSeq and is a predicted model, not a curated record. The transcript has a single exon. The coding region runs from base 9 to 833 and encodes 274 amino acids. Gene Ontology annotation, cellular component: nucleus. Lineage: Eukaryota; Metazoa; Chordata; Actinopteri; Holocentriformes; Holocentridae. Gene Ontology annotation, molecular function: DNA-binding transcription factor activity, RNA polymerase II-specific; protein dimerization activity; E-box binding.